GAUGGAGCCUGUUGGAGUUCGUAUCAUGUUGGUGAAGCUGACCAGCUCGGAGCGCUGCUUCUUCGUCUCUCUUCUCAUCGGCUUCUCUUUGAUCUUCCUCCUGGAGCUCACAGUCCCAUUGGCGAUCUACAGGGAAGUCACUGCGAUGAAGGAUACCAUCUACAAUCCUGGACUGGCUCCUAAAACUCCAGGUAACGAUUCAGGUUUAAUCUUUGUGCUGGGUAUUAGACAGAAUAGAACCGACGAUAUUUCGAAUGCUGUGAGUUGGAUCGGAAUCUUCGCUUUUCUCUCUGUCGUGAUGUUAAUGAUGUGGAACAAGCUGAAGACCAUGAUGGUGCUAUCAUAUAUCGGAAUCUAUCCCUUGAGACAUAGUCUUCUGGGUAACUUGAAGACCAAAGAUCUGGUUGAAGGACUCAGAAAGGCUAGAGUGCAACCUGUUCCACACCAUAUUUCACCUGAUCCUAUGGUACAUUUAUGAAUAUUGAUGGUUGAAUUAAUGUCGAAAUAUUCAUUUUACAUGUUUUGUUCAGCAAGUUAAAAAAUCCAAAAAAAAAAAAAAAAUCAGAUAUACUUAUUAUGUGAGGAACAUCAUCUAACUCCUUUUGGUAAAAAAACCUAAAAUUUCUGCAUCUGCGAUUAAUUCAUUCAAGUCUUACUGGAAUCUACAGGAAUCAACUUCUACAACUUUCAUUUAAAAAAAAAAUAUAUAAACAAGAUUUUUCAUAAUUCAAUUAUUUUUUAAUAUUAGUGAUCAUAUAGAAUUUUGUUUUACUGUUUAUGUAAUAUUUUAGAUCCUUAAAAAUUUUUCAUUUGUAUAGUGUUUUUUAGAAUAAUACCAUUGUUUUUGUAUUACCUCAAAUAUUAAAUUAUAAUCAUGACCUUAGGAGUUUGUAAUAAAAUCACAUAAUAAAUGAAGAUAU
This is a messenger RNA of Nezara viridula (southern green stink bug), 920 nucleotides long. The record is from the annotation of a GenBank genome assembly. NCBI's taxonomy places the organism in Eukaryota, Metazoa, Arthropoda, Insecta, Hemiptera, Pentatomidae.